GUCUCUUUUUUCUUCUUUCUUCCUUGUUCUUCCUUCUCCUUGGCCUGUAUCUACCGCUCUAAACCGUUGCUUCAACCAAAAAUCUUAGCUAAAAAUCUUCCCUUUUUCUGCUUUAACCAAUCUCCAUUUCAAGACCCAUAUUGAAUCUGUUUAUGUCACCAAAUAGCAUUUAGAGGGAAGUUAUAUAGCCCAGAUUAUCAAAGUUCUUUGUGUAAUUUUUCUCCUUAUCUGAUUGUUCUUCCGGCGAAAGGGAGGGCAACCCACACCAAGUUUUGAACUUUUUGGUUCAGAUAGGAGUUAUGAAUCCUCAAGGAAGAGUUAAAGAAGAGUUUCUUGGAGCAAGCCCAUCUUUUGCUGGAAUGGCUUCAUCUACUGGUGCUCCUCAGCCAAUAGAGGGACUCCAUGAUGCAGGUCCUCCUCCUUUCCUCACAAAAACCUAUGAUAUUGUUGAAGAUUCAGGCACAAAUCACAUAGUUUCUUGGAGCAGAGGCAAUAAUAGUUUCAUUGUAUGGGAUCCCGAGACCUUUGCCAUGAGUCUUCUCCCAAGAUACUUCAAGCACAACAAUUUCUCAAGCUUUGUCAGGCAGCUUAAUACCUAUGGAUUUAGAAAGGUUGAUCCAGAUCGGUGGGAGUUUGCUAAUGAAGGGUUUCUCAGAGGGCAAAGGCACCUUCUUAAGAAUAUCAGGAGGAGAAAGACACCUUCACCUCUGGCUUCACAGCAAGCUUUAGAUUCUUGUGUUGAAGUUGGAAGGUUUGGACUGGAUAGAGAAAUCGAUACGUUGAGGCGUGACAAGCAGGUAUUGAUGAUGGAAUUGGUGAAACUCAGGCAACAUCAGCAAAACACUAGAACCUGUCUUCAGGUGAUGGAAGAAAGGUUGAAAAGGACAGAAAUGAAACAGCAGCAAAUGAUGAGCUUCUUGGCAAGGGCAAUGCAGAAUCCAAGCUUCAUGCAGCAACUUGUUCAACAAAAAGACAAGAGGAAAGAACUCGAGGAAGCAAUCAGUAAAAAGAGACGGCGACCAAUUGAUCAAGGGCCGAGCAGUGUUGAUAUUGAUGAAUUAGGCCAAGAUAUCGAAGGAGGAAUCUUUGUCAAGAUUGAACCAGAGGAAUGUGGUGAUAUAGCUGAUUUUGAAGUUUCGGAGCUGGACAAACUUGCCAUGGAUAUGCAAGGACAAAUUGUGAGCCAAAAUAGCCUAGAGGAAGAGGACAUAGAGAGAAGAGAGGAACUAGGAAGCAAAGGCAAAGAACUUGACGAGGAGUUCUGGGAAGAUCUACUGAAUGAUGAUAUUGAAGAAGAGGGAGCUCUUUUGGGUGUUGAAGGUGAAGAUGAAGAAGAUGUAGAUGUUUUGGUUGAGCAGCUGGGUUACUUGGGUUCUAGUCCAAAUUGGAGAAGCUGAGCAUAUCUUCCUAUUAAUUUCCUAAUUACAUUGUUUGCUUCAACAAGAGUUAGGUAGGCAUCUAACUGUCUGAUUUCUUUCUUAAUUUUGGUAAGGGUGUCCUUUCAUGCCAAAACCCUCGUAAAUUUUCAGAAAGGUUUUUUGGGAUUGAUUGGAGAAUUACUGCUUGUACGCUAACACUGAAAAAAAUUUACAAAAGCAAGUGCACUCGUAAAAUGAAACAGCUAUUUUUUCUUGUAAUUCUUGAAAUAUUGACAAUUUCAAUAGAUGUUGGUACUUUUG
Molecule: messenger RNA, 1679 nt
Organism: Rubroshorea leprosula
Lineage: Eukaryota; Viridiplantae; Streptophyta; Magnoliopsida; Malvales; Dipterocarpaceae
Source: the annotation of a GenBank genome assembly